CCUCUAACGCUCAUAAGUGUCUUGAGACACUUAUUUUAUUUUUAAAUUUAAAAAAAAAAAGGGAGCUUUUUUGUCUUUCAAAUAUUGCUUGAUCGUUAAUAAAACAUUCAAAUUUACUGAGAAAAAAGCUUUAAAAGCUCUCCAGUGCUUUAAACGGUACUUUUUAUUUUCAUAAACACAAAACAUAUGUUUUUUCGCGCGUGUAAAUUGAUCUGCUGCAUGUGCUGUUGUGCAACAAUUAUUUUACAAAAUCUGUGAAAGCAAUCCAUUUAAAAUAAUUUUUUAUUGGAAGGUAUGUUUAUUUACAAUUAAAACUAGUUUACAAAAAUAAAAAUAAAUAAAAAAUGUGCGUUGUAGCUUAAAAACAGUGAUAAGUGUCUUGAGACACUUUUGGGGCUGCAAGCAACUUUUUUUACCAGCAGCUAUUUCACAACUGCUUGCAAUUUUGUGUGUACACUUAUUCAUUAUAUGGAUUGUUUUACUAGAAACUGACAUAUUAACCAUAUAAAGAUGGCAAACCGGGUACGAUUCAAAUUAUCCGAUUUAACUGAUGAACAGUUGUUGGAAUUGUUUGAGAAUGUCCCUUCCGAUGCAGAGUUAUCCGAGUCAAGUGACGACGAGGAAGAUGACUUAAAUGUGGCAGAAACUCUAAUAGCUGCUGUGGAAUAUAUUAGCACAAUAUCAUUUGCUUGUAAUGAUGAAGAGAAUGUGCCUGAUAAUGGUCAGUCUGAGCCUAUUAGGAAAUCCCUGAAAAGACAACGAUCGCCACUACCAACUAUUAAAGGUAUAACAUGCGUGGCUUUGCCAUCUUCUGGUGGCUUUACUGGUGCUGGUAUUGAAUCAAUAGCAAAGGAGCCGAGCAAAAUUUUGUGGCGACAGCAAUUUAUGCAAUUGCAUGUAAACAAUGUUGCUUUUCAAGGCGACUCUUCAUUGCCGGCUGAAAUAAUGAAUCUCAAAACUCCUUCAGAGAUAUUUCGCUAUUUUUUUGAUGCCAAAAUCAUGGAUAUGAUAGUGGAAGAAACCAUGCGCGCAGCUUUAGUGGAGAACAUAUCAACAAGAUUCCAAAUGAACAUUGAAGAUGUUCAUCAUUAUAUAGGAAUUUUGAUAUAUAUGUCAAUAUAUCGCUACCCGAGUAUGAGAAGCUACUGGGGAAGAAAUGCCUUUUUACCCAUUGCAUCCAGUAUGAACCGCACAAAAUUUGAGACAAUUAAACAGCACCUGUCAUUACGUGAUGAAAGCCAGCGGAUCAAAAAGGGACAACCAGGCUACGAUCCAUUAUUUCGCACUAGAAGACUUGUCGAUUAUCUUAAUACAAGAUUUGACUCAGUGCCAAAGCAACCACGCCUCUGUGUUGACGAACAAAUGUGUAGCACAAAGAUGAAACAUCACUUACGACAAUAUAUGCCCAAUAAGCCAUACAAAUGGGGUAUUAAGCUGUUCGUUUUGUGUGAUUCAUAUGGCUAUGCAUACCGAUUCGAAAUUUAUAGUGGAGCAGGCGAUAACAUUGUCUUACCUGGUCACCCAGAUCUUGGUGCUUCGGCCAACAUAGUAGUACGUUUGACCAAAACAGUACAAAGCUUUAAGCACCACAUCGUCUACUUUGAUAAUUUUUAUACCUCUUUGCCUCUAAUGGUAUAUUUGCGAGCAAAGGGUAUUUAUAGCCUUGGCACAGUACGUGCGAAUCGAAUCCCCAAUUGCAAGCUACCUGACGAUACAAUCAUUAACAAAAAGCCGAGAGGGUUUUCGACUGAGUUCGUAGGCACGUCAUACGGGGUAGAAGUCAGUAAUGUACUUUGGAAGGAUAACAAGGCCGUUCGCUUAUUGUCAACUUACGUAGGUGUUAAACCGUUUGCUACGGAAAGUUUAAGUGAAAGAACACUUAAGAUUGACCGUUAUGACAGGAAGAAAAAGCAACAUAUUGAAAUUGACUGUCCGCAAAUAAUUCGGGAAUAUAACUCACAUAUGGGCGGCGUUGAUCUUAUGGAUGGACUUAUGGGCCGUUAUCACAUCAAAGCUAAAACCAAAGAUGCUGCUACUCGAAUUUUUUAUCAUUGUAUUGACAUGGCAGCAACAAAUGCUUAUAUUCUUUAUAGGCGAAUUCAAAAACAAAACGCAAUCAGUGACAAAUUGAUGGAACUUCCCGAUUUUCGCGAGUUAAUCGCUGAAGGAUUGGUGGCUUUUAGAAAUAAAGCCCACGCAGGUCGUCCAGUCAGUACCGUAUCUCUACAAGACCAGAUGCAGUCACCAUCUUUGCGAACAGAUCGGUCACCUUUUUCACAAUCCCCACGGGCCCGACCAUCACAGCUUGAGCUUAAACUUGGAAAAAAAACUUUACACCCAAUAGCGGAAUUACGUUUUGACCAAGUCAACCACUUCCCAAAUUGGUUGGAUCGGGACAAUAAGAGACGGUGCAAGCUCUGUAAAUCAUCACAAACGCAAUGCAUUUGUGAAAAAUGUAAUUUACAUCUAUGCUGCACAUCAACAAAAAAUUGUUUUAAAACAUAUCAUAUGAAUAAUAAAAAUUAACAUUUCUAUUAAAUACGUUUUUUUUUUACUCUUAGAUGCCCAAGAGUGUCUUGAGACACUUAUUACCUUUUUUGCACCUGACGGCUAAACAAAAACUUCUAUAUUUUUUCUGAGUUCAUUUUUGAGUUUAGAAGCCUAAAUUUACUUUAAAAAAAAUUGUUCCAAUUAUUUUCCUCCAA
This is a messenger RNA of Drosophila mojavensis, 2705 nucleotides long. Its product is annotated as piggyBac transposable element-derived protein 3-like. The transcript has 2 exons. Bases 511 to 2526 code for a protein of 671 amino acids. The record is from RefSeq and is a predicted model, not a curated record. Lineage: Eukaryota; Metazoa; Arthropoda; Insecta; Diptera; Drosophilidae.